Molecule: messenger RNA, 2865 nt
Organism: Rhizopus microsporus ATCC 52813
Lineage: Eukaryota; Fungi; Mucoromycota; Mucoromycetes; Mucorales; Rhizopodaceae
Product: LMBR1-domain-containing protein
Exons: 16
Coding region: 1-2865 (954 amino acids)
Cellular component (GO): membrane
Source: RefSeq, a predicted model, not a curated record
AUGAAACAAGUAGAAAUGGCAAAGAAAGGAUUAUUGUCUCGACCUCUAGAUUUGAUAUACUUUGUAUACUUUGCUUCACACAUUCCAGUGACACUAACUCUUGACCUUCAAACACUCUUACCUGCACACUGGAUUCCUAAAGCUCUAGCCGACACCCUAAGUUUUUAUAAGAAUACGUUUAAAGAUCCUUUCAUGGGCAGCACCGAGCCAAUUUAUUGGUUUCGCAGCUUUCUUGUCUGUGAGUUAAUCCUUCAACUUCCAUUCUUUUUUUAUGCAUGCUAUGGACUUGUUAAAGAUUGUAAACGUAUUCGUCUUCCACUUGCAGUUUAUGGUGCACAUGUAGCAACUACAGUAAUACCUACGAUUGCCGAAAUCAUGUUUAAUCCCAAAUAUCCACUUGUUACCAGCGAACGUCUGACAUUGUUUGGAUUCUACUUUCCGUAUUUUCUUUUACCUCUCAUCAUGGUCAUAGAUUCUUGUAUCGUCGUUCAUCAACAAAUAGCAACGGCACAAAAGAGAAAAUUAAUGAUUGAGACAAGUAAUUGGUUACCUUUAGUUAUCGUAACCAUCCUACUUUUCAUAACUGUCAUUGUCAACUUGUUUAGAUAUGGAAACAUAAAAACUCAACCGUGGUUUGUUUCUCUUACUUGUAUCGUCGGUUGGUUCUUUCCGUUUUGGAUUAUCAUUCUUUUACCACUUGAUUUAGCGUCUACUAUUCACGAUAAACUAGACGGCAGAUUACCAUUUGCAUAUGUAUCACGAUCAUUCUUAUUUGUUGCUUGGAGAGUUAUCUAUUGGACUUCAUUUUGCCUGACUUGGUUUUUGAUCCCUAUGAUGCAAGCAUAUAUGAAUACGGGGGAUUUUACGAUAUCAAGACGACUACGAUCAGCUCUGCAUAUCAAUCUACGAUUUUAUUCAAUCUAUGUUGUCGUAGGAUUCUUUGGGCUGGUUUAUCUGAUAUUCGGCAAUGGCUACACCACAAGAGAUAAAAUCCAAAGCUACGUGAUGGCAGCAGCCAACAGUUGGGGCCUAUUCUUAGUCAUUAUUUUUAUGGGUUAUGGACUUGUUUCCGUACCUCGUCACUUUUGGCAUCAUGGUGAUUUUAUGCGUCACUUACUUCAACAUUAUGCAAAUGCAGCAAAAUUAAAAGAAGAGUAUAUGGACAGUGAAUUAGAGUUAAAUGAGGUGGCCAAAAUUAUGAAUGUCAUUUCCAAAAGAACACAUAGAGAAAUACCACGAAUAAGAGAAUGCAUCAAUAUAAUGAUUGGAAGGUUCCCGUUUGUAACUCAAGAGUGUUAUUCUGGAACCAGUACAUCUGGGAGAAUACCAUCACAGCUUACAGAAGAUUACCUUGUAAAGCUUUCUAGACGUAUGAUACUAGCAAUCCGAAUGAGAAACAGAAAAAAGGCACUAUGGAAUAAUCUGCUGGAAGAAGCCUUUUAUCUUCAGGAUAUCAUAAAGAACAAGGAUACAUCAGAGAGACGAUUUACUUCGACAUUGCGAGUCAAGAAAGAUGAUACCAAAUGGAACAUAUUCCAAUCAGCAGUUGAAUGGUGGUGGGCCAUUCGUAUAGCACCGCUGUUAUAUAGGAUCCUAGCCAUUCUAUUUUCUGUCAUAAGUGUGUUUAUCAUAUGGUCAGAAUUGACAUUUAAUGUUAAAUCGCCUACAUUAUCCAUUGUCUCUUGGGCCCUUAAAGCAUGUGGUACAAAUUAUGCAGCUGUUGAGUUUAUGGCAUUUCUUACGAUCACAUACAUGUUUGUAUGCGUAUAUUCCUCCCUGUUUAAAAUUAGGUUUUUCAAUUUAUAUCUAUUGAUUCCAAAUCACCAUACAGACGAAAACAGUCUAUUGUGGUUUACAGGAUACAUGUGUAAAAUGAUGGCACCUUUAUGUUAUAACUUUAUCAAUCUUGCAGGUGACGCACCCUUCAAAGAGGCACCAGCAAGUGACUCUGUAUUCAGCACAUUUAUGGGCAAAGCCGAUCUUUUCGAAUUUUUGGGUGCCUUUGUAGAUUGGUUUCCAGUAGUCAUACUGAUCCCGUCACUGCUACUCUUCUUCAAUCUCCAAGAUCGAUUCCUUUCUGUUUUCGGAAUAAAGAAUGUCUAUAAAAGCAAUGACGAAGACGUGGGAGCGAACGAAAGUGGGAGAUUGUUAGAUGCAGAUUACGAAGAAGGAAAAUAUUUGGUGCUUGAAGAACGAACGGCAAGAGAAAAAGAAAUUAAUCCGGAACUGAGAGUCAGUAGUAGGCGUCGGCCACAAAGUCCACCUCAUAUACAGGCGUUCGCGGCCAAAUAUAGUCGACUUGGUCAAGCAGAGAGUUCACGCGACGAAAGGAAUAGAAAGAUAAAUGAACUUUUAGAAGGACGACUGACAGCCAAGAGAUACCGUGACAAUAGUGCUGCCUCAUCGACACUUUCCUUACCGAGUGAAUCUGCUUAUUCAGAUACAGUGAAAUUAAAAACAAAGUCAUUUGGAGACACAAUGAAACAGAAAAUAGAUGACCUCUACAAUUCCUUCAAAAGCAAUACUGAUUUACCUAGUCAGAAUCAGUCCUCGUCAGCAGCAUUUGCUCAAUCCCCACCCAUGUCACCCCGUAGCAGUAGUAGUAGUAACAAUAAUAGUAGAGGCCGUGUAUUUGGUCGCAGAAGUACCGAGAGCAACAAUAGAGGCGCUGGUGCUAGUGGAUACAAUAAUGAAUAUCAUCCCACAUCAAACGAGGCCAAUUCAGAACACUUUUCACAUAACUCCUCUGCUUUAGGUACUCAUCAAGCAAGGAAUCAUUCUAGUUCACCUUUUAUAAGGCAUAAUGACCCUUAUACAAAUGAUGCUAAUGAAUCAAGGUCAAACAAUAUGUUUGAUGAUAUUUAA